Amborella trichopoda is the source of this 1673-nucleotide messenger RNA. RefSeq names its product large ribosomal subunit protein uL10. Gene Ontology annotation, molecular function: structural constituent of ribosome; large ribosomal subunit rRNA binding. Gene Ontology annotation, biological process: ribosome biogenesis; cytoplasmic translation; ribosomal large subunit assembly. Gene Ontology annotation, cellular component: cytosolic large ribosomal subunit. The record is from RefSeq and is a predicted model, not a curated record. Lineage: Eukaryota; Viridiplantae; Streptophyta; Magnoliopsida; Amborellales; Amborellaceae.
AUCUCAUGAUCAAUCAAGUUAAACAUCCAGAUGGAUAAAUUUCAACCCUUGGAUCUAGGGUUUUGAUUUUCUAGUAUCCCAUCUUUUGCCGCACCAAUAGUAUAUAAAUGGACUCGGACCGUAACAGUUGCAGGGCUUUCAUUGGAGCUUAGGGUUUUAGAUAGAGAGAGAAAGAGUGAGAGGUUAAAGAGACGGCAUUGGCAGUCCGCCUUGACAAAGGCCCCUUUGUCUUGGCCCUCUACUUAUUCUAACAAAUCUAAGGGUUUGUAGAAUUUGUAGGCUUCUCCUUCUUCAUUUCCUGUAAAUCUUACGGUUUUCUUCAGUUUUGACUCUCCAUUUUCGACCUCAAAGAUAGAUCUGUAUCUAUUGUCACUUUUGGUACUUUAGGGCUUUUUUUUUCGCUAUUUUGAGAUGGCUGUGAAGACUUCGAAGGCUGAGAAGAAGGUCGCUUAUGAUCAAAAGCUUUGUCAAUUAUUGGAUCAGUACAGUCAGGUUUUGAUUGUUGCUGCUGACAAUGUGGGAUCGAACCAGUUGCAAAAUAUUCGCAAGGGUCUUCGAGGUGAUUCAGUGGUUUUAAUGGGGAAGAACACAAUGAUGAAGAGGACCAUCAGGCUUCAUACUGAGAAGACAGGCAACAAUGCUUUCCUGAACCUUAUUCCUCUCCUUGUUGGAAACGUAGGCCUGAUCUUCACUAAGGGUGAUUUGAAGGAAGUCAGUGAAGAGGUUGCUAAAUACAAGGUUGGGGCCCCUGCUCGUGUUGGAUUGGUUGCGCCUAUCGAUGUUGUUGUUCCACCUGGCAACACAGGAUUGGAUCCCUCUCAAACUUCUUUCUUCCAGGUUCUCAACAUUCCCACAAAAAUUAACAAGGGAACUGUUGAAAUCAUCACCCCUGUCGAGCUCAUCAAGAAGGGGGAGAAGGUGGGUUCCUCUGAGGCUGCCUUGCUCGCGAAGCUUGGUAUCAGGCCCUUCUCGUAUGGGCUUGUGGUCCUCUCUGUCUAUGACAAUGGCUCAGUCUUUAGCCCUGAGGUUCUUGACCUGACGGAGGAAGAUCUUAUCGAGAAGUUUGACAUUGGUGUUUCCAUGGUGACUGCAUUGUCCCUGUCCAUCUCUUACCCUACUUUGGCAGCUGCACCUCAUAUGUUCAUCAAUGGCUACAAGAAUGCCUUGGCAAUUGCUGUUGCCACUGAUUAUACCUUCGCACAGGCUGAGCAAGUGAAGGAGUACCUCAAGGAUCCAACCAAGUUUGCAGUUGCAGCCGCCCCCGUCGCUUCUGAGGCUGCUGCUUCAGCACCUGCCGGUGGAGCUGCCCCAGUGGAAGAGAAGAAGGAAGAACCUGCUGAGGAAUCUGAUGAUGAUAUGGGCUUCAGUCUUUUCGACUGAGCGAAUACACAUCACUGACUCUCAUAUUGCAAAUGGGUUUUUUUAUGAGGUUUAGAAUUUGCCUUGGACUGUUAUUAUGCAUCUUGGCCUUCGAGUUUCACUGCCGUUUUGGAGUUAUUGAGAUAUUAGAGGAUGAGGACACUUAGCUAUAUUUUUUGGCAUUUGAUUUCUUUUGGUUCAGUUUGGUUUCUAAAUACUUUUAGUUGCCAAGGAAAUUAUAGGAACUCAAGUAGAAUCUUUUUAUCAUGAGCAUGGAUUCAAUUUUGAGACUCAAAAAUAAUGGUUGCGACUCU